Messenger RNA from Talaromyces marneffei, 435 nucleotides. RefSeq lists its product as uncharacterized. The transcript has 2 exons. The coding region runs from base 1 to 435 and encodes 144 amino acids. The record is from RefSeq and is a predicted model, not a curated record. Gene Ontology annotation, molecular function: carbon-sulfur lyase activity. Lineage: Eukaryota; Fungi; Ascomycota; Eurotiomycetes; Eurotiales; Trichocomaceae.
AUGACCGAAACUGCAAUCACUGGAAACUGCCUCUGCGGCACAGUUCAAUACGAACUCUCUGGGCCUCCCAUCAUAAACGUCCUCUGUCACUGCAAGAAUUGUAAAAAGUCGACCGGAUCGAGUUUCAUGGCAAAUAGCAUUUUCAAGAAAACCCAACUCCGGAUCCAUACUGGUCAGCAGAAUCUGAGAACAUAUCAUGACAGCCAGACCGAUGCAAAAGUUACCGUCAACAGGUCCUUUUGCACUACAUGUGGGUCAUCACUGUUCAUCACGAAUGAUGUGAGCCCCAUGCUAGAAGGCGCAGUUAUCGUGACUAGCGGGACAAUGAAUCUUGAGGGUAAAGAAUGGGCUCCGAAGCAAGAAUAUUAUUGCAGGAGCAGAGGAAGUUGGGUGCCGGUUAUUGAAGGGACCGAGAGGAAUAACACCCUGCCAUAG